UUAUCGAAAAUCUUCACCAGAUCUCCCCACUUCUUUUUUCAGUCCUCUCUUUGUCCCACUUCGUUGCCCCUGAUCCCAAUCUUUUCCAAACUGAAUCUAUCAGCAUCGUUGGUUUUCAUACCUACUUUACCGCCUCUUGAAUUCGUCAGAUUUGAAUAG
Molecule: messenger RNA, 159 nt
Organism: Rodentolepis nana
Lineage: Eukaryota; Metazoa; Platyhelminthes; Cestoda; Cyclophyllidea; Hymenolepididae
Source: the annotation of a GenBank genome assembly